Molecule: messenger RNA, 1201 nt
Organism: Paramecium sonneborni
Lineage: Eukaryota; Ciliophora; Oligohymenophorea; Peniculida; Parameciidae
Source: the annotation of a GenBank genome assembly
AUGUAUCUAUUUCUUUAUUGCAUUCUAAAUAUUUCAAGUGCUAUAUAGACAUUAAGAUAAGUUUAGGAUUAAAACGCUUUAUGUUUAGAUGGUACAAGAGCUGUAAAAACAUUUUUUAUAAUAGAGUUAUUAUUUUGAGUAAGGAAAUGGAGAUGGAGCAGAUAAAUAUUUAAUAUUUUUUGAAGGUGGAGGAUGGAUUUAAGGAUUUGAUGAAGCAGAAAUGUUAUAAUAGGCUUAUGAUCGUUCAAAUACAAAUAUGGGUAGUUCAAAGUUUUAGGCAACAACAACUUAAAUGGAUGGAUUAUUUAAUAGGAAUUAAAAUGUGAAUCCUUAUUUUUAUAAUUGGAAUACAAUAUUUGUAAAUUAUUGUGAUGGAACAGGACAUUAAGGUUAUAGAAGUUAGCCUUUAUAAAUAAAAGAUAAGACUAUAUAUAUAAGAGGAGAAUUAAUAUUUAAAUCAAUAUUUUCAGAGCAUUUGAUAAAGUUAUCUUAGGCAAAUAAAAUAGUUGUUUCUGGUUGUUCAGCAGGAGGAUUAGCUGUAUUUAGUUGGAUUCAAUAUAUAAGAGAUCGUUUGCCUUUGAAUGUUUAAAUUUUGGGAGCUCCUGAUUCAGGUAUAUUUUUAGAUUUGUAACCAUAUGAUGGUGCCUAAGCAGCAAGUGAUAGAAGAUAAAAAUAAUAUCAUAAAUUAGCAAAUGAAGAAGUAGAUCCUAUAAAUGAAUAAUGUGUGAAAAAUUAUCCAAAUGAAAAAUGGAAAUGUCAUUUUGCAUAGUAUUUACUAUAAUUUAUUAAUGUACCAAUUUUUUUUAUGCAAUCCUUAUAUGAUACAGCAUGCAUUCCAAAUAUAUUACAUAUAUAUAAUGCUUGGGAUUAUACUCUUACAAGAUGUGAUUAUAAAGAGAGAACUUGUAUAGAAGCUAUGAGAAAAUAAAUUAUAAAUCUUAUAAAUGAUAGAAAGUUAUCAGAUCCUAAAACAGGUUCAUUUGGUGUUGCUUGUCUUGAACAUUGGUAUUAAAUUUAGUAAUUAAAUAGUUUUACAUAAAAAAAAAUAUUUUAUACAUCAAAUUGGGCAAUACCAAAUGAUUCUUAAUGGACUAUAGCUAAUUCUUUAGGAUAUUGGAUAUAAAACCAAGAGUAGAAUAAUAUGCAUAUUGAUAAUGUAUAUUGGCCAGACAAUAAGGGAUGUUCAAAUAUUUGAUUAUUU